Messenger RNA from Stylonychia lemnae, 1611 nucleotides. Lineage: Eukaryota; Ciliophora; Spirotrichea; Sporadotrichida; Oxytrichidae. The record is from the annotation of a GenBank genome assembly.
AUGAAAGUAUAAAAGCUGUUGUUUCUUGGUACAAUUUUGAGCAUAGUAAAGUCUUAAAAUUUUAUUGCAACUUCCUCUGAAUGUAGAACAGAUUGCAUUGAUUAAGGAUAAAAAUAUUGUAAGAAAGAUGAAUAUACAGGAUAUUGCUGCACAUUUUCUGAUACAUCUAGUUAAUGCAGUACAACAUUAAACGCUUGCUCAAAAAAGGAUAAUGUGACCACAGUUGCCAAAUACUACUAUUGCCCAAGAGACAACUAAGGCUGCGGAGAUCAAAUAAUUUCUGUUUCAACUUCAAAGUAGUUUAUUGAGAACUAAGACAGAUAAUUUGUUGCUAAAUCAAUUUGCUCUUAUGAGUUUGUAUAAGGUGAUGACUCCUUAGAUCCCAAGGGGAAAUACAACAUCUCUGUUAAGUUAGAAUCUUUUACUAGUACUUUCUAUGCUUUUGCUGUCUAUGGCGAAACCGUAACAACUGCUUAUUCUUCAUAAAAUCUGGCAACUUAACGAAAUUACUCAUAAAUCCUAGGAGACUCUAUAUUUUUGGUUGCACUCUGUGAUUCAUCUAAUAAUAAUUGCAAUUACAAGUUAUCAUAUUAACUGAUCAGGACCGACAAUAUAACUAGUUCAUCUACUAAUUCCUCAACAACAAAUACUACAAAUACAUAAAAUCAAACUUCAAAUAACUCUACAGUGAUCUUGCCAUCAUCACCUCCAAAAAAUGUGACUGAAUCUAGUACAAGCAUUACUAUUAUUUCAGACUAAAAUGAUAUUGAAGAUAAGGGAACCUCAGGGGGAACAGUAGUUGUUAUAGUAGUUGGAGUAAUUAUUCUUAUUAUUUUGCUUAGUUGUAUCGGAUUUUAUAUUAUGAGGAAGUUAAGGAAAAAUAAAGAACUCAAGGAAAAAGUUUUUGAGCCCGACCUUGCUGCUCUCGGAGAUUAAGGCCCGAGUGUUAUUAGUCCUGAUUAGUACGGACACUAGGAUUAUGUAUAUAAUCAAGAUCCUGAUAAUAUGGAUGAAAUUCUUAAUCAGAUUAAUAUGAUGGAAAAUGGCAAGGUAAAUAAUCCAUAGUAAGUAUACUAAUAAUAAACAAAUGGACAGCAAUAAUAAUAAUAUCAGAAUUAUUAGCAGCCUCCCCCUUAACAAUACUAUGAUCCUUAAAUUGAAAAUGAAAAUGAAGAAUAAUUAGAAAUUCCGAUGGACUUAUUGCCCGAAUGGAUGAGAGAAAUGGCUUAUAAUGAUCCAGAAUAAUUUUAAGAACUCAUGGAUAAUAUGGAUUAAGAUCAACUAUAAGAACUUAUUGAUUAAAACAAUUCUAAUUAAAUUCCAAAACAGAAAUCUGAUAAUUAAAGUAGAAGGUAAAAGUCUAGAGCAGAUCCCUAAAAUAAAAGAUCCAGAUAAAUUGAAAUAGAAGCAGAGGAAUAGAGAUAGCUUUAGCAAGUUAUGUUGCUGUCUUAGUAAGAAUAAUUUCCAUAGUAAAAUCAGAAUCAUCAUUAAAAUGUUGAACUUCUGGAUGAAUCUGCAAAUAAUCUCCAAAUGCUAGUUGGAAUAAAUGAUGAAGAGGAAUAUUACUAAGAAGUAGAUUUAUCUGAUAGAAAUCAAUAGAGAAAUCAUUGA